Messenger RNA from Condylura cristata (star-nosed mole), 948 nucleotides. Its product is annotated as taste receptor type 2 member 3-like. The transcript has a single exon. Gene Ontology annotation, biological process: detection of chemical stimulus involved in sensory perception of bitter taste; sensory perception of taste; G protein-coupled receptor signaling pathway. NCBI's taxonomy places the organism in Eukaryota, Metazoa, Chordata, Mammalia, Eulipotyphla, Talpidae. The coding region runs from base 1 to 948 and encodes 315 amino acids. Gene Ontology annotation, cellular component: membrane. Gene Ontology annotation, molecular function: bitter taste receptor activity; G protein-coupled receptor activity. The record is from RefSeq and is a predicted model, not a curated record.
AUGUCGGGCCUCCCGGAGUGUGUGUUCCUGCUUCUGUCUACCACUCAGUUCAUUCUGGGGGUGCUGGGGAACAGCUUCAUUGUGUGUGUCCACGGCCGCAGCUGGCUCCAGAGCAGGAGGAUCUCUUUGUCUGACUUCAUCGUCACUACUCUGGCUCUCUCCAGGCUUAUUUUGCUGUUUUCUCUCUUGGCUGACGGUGUUUUAAUGGUGUUUCCUUCUCAAGUAUGUGACAGGGGAGUAGAAAUGCAUUUUCUUGAGAUUAUCUGGACUUUCACAAAUGACCUGAGCAUUUGGCUUGUCACCUGUCUCAAUGCCCUCUACUGCCUGAGAAUCGCCAGUUUCUCUCACCCCACAUUCCUGUGGCUCAAGUGGAGAGUCUCCAGGUUGGUCGCAUGGAUGCUGCUGGGAGCCCUGCUCCUGUCGUGCGCCAGCACCAUGUCCCUGAUCCAUGAAUUUAAGAUCUGUUCUGUUUUGAUUGGAAUUGAUGCCACAAGGAAUAUGACUGAGCACUUCAGAAAGAAACAUGAAUAUGAACUGGUCCACGGCCUCGGCAUUCUGUGGAACGUCCCUCCCCUCGUCGUGUCUCUGACCUCCUGCCUCGUGCUCCUCCUCUCCCUGGGGAGGCACACGCGGGAGAUGCGGCAGCAUGGCGGCAGCGCCGGGGACCCCAGCACCGAGGCCCACCAGAGGGCCAUCAGAGCCAUCCUCUCCUUCCUCCUCCUCUUUCUGCUUUACUUCCUUGCCCUUUUACUGAUAUCAUCCAGUCAUUUCCUUCCAGGAACUGAGAUGAUUAGGAUGACUGGAGUUUUAAUUAAAAUGUUCUAUCCCACUGGCCACUCAUUUAUUCUCAUUCGGGGACACAACAAGCUGAAGCAGAUGUUUGCGGAGAUGCGGUCCUGUGAGCCUUGUCGUCUGAGAUGUGGGACCAAAGCGGCCUUUUCUCCCUAG